GAGAGAGAGAGAGAGAGAGAAGAGAGAGAGAGAGAGAGAGAGAGAGAGAGAGAGAGAGAGAGAGAGAGAAACAAGAAAAACGCCGAAGAAACGCAGGAAGACGGGCCAGAAGCUGGACCACCUGAUGCAGGGGGCGAACCACCACCCACAGCAGGAGCAACAGGAGGGGCUCGCUGGCGGGGGGAGCGGGGGUGGAGGCGGAGGAGGAGGAGGAGGGGGAGGAGGCGGAGGCGGUGGUGGCGGAGGCCCUGACGGAGGCAACAGGACGAGGAUGUACUCCAGCGGGCCCUGCUGGUCGUGCUACCUGAGCGGGGAGGUGCAUCCGAGGGACGCGGCGGCGGCGAGGGACUUCGCGGGAUGCAGGGCCGAGGUGUCCCUGCCGGCGACGUCUGCCAACUCAGGGAUGGUGGAGGGCGUGGCGGACAGCGGCUGGCAUGCAACCUUGACCCGCGGACUGCACCAGGCAUGGGAGGCGGGGCUCUUCACCGACCUGGUCAUCACGGCGCAGGACCAGGUCAUCCACGCGCACAAGGUCAUCCUCGCUGCUGCUUCACCCUAUUUCAGAGCCAUGCUGACAGGAUGUCUCGUGGAAGGCCGAACUCACACCCUCGAGUUGAAAGAUGUCCCUGGAUCUCUGCUUAACAUUGUGCUGACGUACGUGUACACAGGUAGAGCCACCCUCACGGAACACAACGUUCAGGAUGUUCUCACCUUGGCUGACUACUUUCAGAUACAUGCUCUGAAGAAACUCUGUUGCUAUCACCUCAAGAACCACCUCGUAACCAGGACCUGCCUCAAUGUACAUGAAGUGGCGACCUUGCACCGUUGUCAUGACUUAGCAGCGGAUGCUCUUUCCCUUGCCAGUUCCCAAUGCUCUGAGGUUCUUCUCCAGCCCUCAUUCCUCACGUUACAGCCUGACACAAUACUCACUCUACUGAAGCAGCCGUACCUCAGUGUGGAGUCUGAAGAGGAGCUAUUGAAGGGUGUCAUACUCUGGGCUUCCAAGGAUCCAGAUGAGAGGCGAAAGUGGCUUCCAGUACUGUGCCAAAAGAUAGAUCUCAGUCUGCUUGAUUCACAGACAAGACUGAAGUACAUUGCCACCUUAGAAGAUAGACAGCUUUUAACAGAUGAUUUGAAGUAUAUCAUAGCCCCUAUAGAUGUAAAUUCAGAUACUGCAGAAGAAGGUUCAGAUGACCAAGAAGAAACAGUGAAAAAGACGAGAUAUAAUUCCCAAGAAGAGGUAUUGCUGGUAAUGGGUGGAGAAUCCAAUGGCCGGUUAUUACGCAACACAGAGUGCUUUGCUGUUGGCUAUUCCUCUUGGCGGUGUAGUAUACCAGAGGUAGCUGGCCGCCAUAACCAACACUAUCACCGACUACAAGUUCUUCCUGUUAUGAGUCAUGCUCGGGUUAUGAGGGUUGUAUAUGUAUUAGGUGGUCAGACGAACAGCCAGUUCCUGGCAUCAUGUGAAAGUUACAGUGUGGUGACUAACAGCUGGCGCCCACUUUGUGACUUGCCUCUCCCCAUCCAUGGUGCGGCGGCUGCCUUCCUUGAUGGUGCUCUCUAUGUUGCCGGUGGCAAGUCCAUGCGGCAGUACGAAGAAAAACUCUGGGUGUAUGAUGUGCAACGUGACACAUGGGUGGCUCGAGGAUCUCUAAGUUCUGGAAGGGGACACAUUGGCAUGGCUGCUCUUCAUGGGUCCCUCUAUGCUGUGGGUGGUAUGAGUUGUGUGGGGGGAAUCAGUCAAGUACUGGCUUCCUGUGAGAAAUUUGACCCAGGUUCAGAUAUGUGGGUGCCCAUAGCUUCCCUCUCUCAAGCCCGAGCCUACCAUGGAGUGGCAGUUAUAAAUGACCACCUUUAUGCCAUAGGAGGAUAUGAUGGAGCACGAUGGCUUAGCUCUGUUGAGCGAUAUGACCCCCUCCGUGAUCAGUGGACGACAGUGUCAUCCAUGAUCAGCCCUCGCAGCAGCUUCGGUGUGACUGUAAGUCGAGGAAGAAUAUAUUGCCUAGGUGGCUUUAGUGGUGAGUCUAAUCUCAAUACUGUGGAGAAGUACAAUCCCCGCACUGACAUGUGGCACUGUGUUCAGUCAAUGCAGUUGCGUCGAUAUGGACUAGUCGCAGCCACAGUGAAUGUUCCUGGAGCAACUCAGCUUUAAUUACGAAAGUGAAGAUCCCACAGUACAGUUAAGCUGUUUUAAUGAGAACUUGACUCGCCAUUAAAACUGCUUAUGUGUAAUGUGAGCUUUAAUUAUAUUAUAAGGCAAAAUGGAAGAAGAAUGUGAGAGGUGUUGUACCUUUGUAUAUGUUACAGUCAAGGUGAUUAGAUGAUAAUAUUAGCCAUAAAAGAGUAAUGAAUGUAUGUAAAACAGUUGUAUGAAAUCAAAUAGCAUGAAGAAAUUCAGUAUUAUGUUUUAAAUGGAAGCCAGGAGAAAGAUUGUAAUGUUCAACCAGAUUUUAAAGAAAAUUGUAAGCACAUUUUGUUUGUGUACAUUCCAUAUAUGUUAGUAAUAGGUUAUCCAACCUGUGAUAUAUAGUAUCAUGAAGCAAAAAAUGUUCAUUAAAAUAUAUCCUUAUUGUUAUUACAUGUGACUCUUGCUUCGCAAAGUACAUAGAAGUACUUACAGCAUAAUCAUACACACACAGCAGUAAUAAGAACUGUGAUGUAACAUGAAUUUUGGCAUGAAAUUAGUUUAAUGGUUCAUCUUCUUUGGGGAUGAAUAUGUACUGAAUCAUUAUAAAAGUUUUAGUAAAAGUUGAAUUAUUCUCCAAACUCAUGGUGUCAUAACACAUGUGGAAAAGAGGUGAUUUUUUAUAUUUUUGCCUUGUAUGUUAGGUACACCAGUUUUCCAGAUAAAUUUUUUCCCUUUUUUUUGUAAGGUAUGAAACUUCAUCCUAAUUAACAUAUACUUGUAAAUGAAGAAAGGUCAUAGAAUCCUAUUAUUAAUUAUUAGAGUUGCUCAUUGUCACUUUUCAAAAAUAUUAAAUUACACUUGUGCUUCUGUUACAUAUUCAUAAUUGUUUCAUUUGCAUAAGGAAGUAUCUGCAGUCACACAGAUAACAAGAAAGAAUUUGUUAUAUUUAACAGUUUUGUAUGAAAGGCCAAGUGAUUUACAACUAGAUAUAUUAAAUGAAUACAUACUUCAUGUAGGGUUAAACUGUACAACAGUUCUGAUAAUACCAUCAGCUCACAGGUCAGGCCAUGCAUGUAGUAUGUAAAGAUUCUGCAUUAUCUAAAGUGUUUGUGCAUUAUUCCAUCAUCAUGCCGAUGCACUUACUGAGCUAUAUGAAUGAAAGUGCAACAAGUUGGUCGAGUCUACAGUACAAGCCCCUCAUGUCCACAACUACUCAGAGCUAAUGCCCAUAUCUUUACUAUAACUGUAUUUAAGAAAGAUGUUGGAGAUUUUGUAACAACAAUGUACUGUAUUUAUUCAUAAAAAUGUUUAAUUGAGGUCUCUCUAGAACCACAAAUUACAAUCCACCAAGUUGGUCAAAACUGAGGAAGGUAUAGUAAUAUAUUCACUAAUCCCUCUUCUUUGUGGAGAGCUAGUCAAGUAGAUUUUGUGGCUUUUGCAAGGUGGUUGAAUCUCUCAUCAUUUAAUUGGAUGUAGGUGACUGUUUGUCUUGACUACAUCCUGUGCAAGAUCUUUUCACUAUCUGUAAAUGUCAAGCAAAUAUUAAGAGUAUGGUAGUAUGUGGUUUAAGUUGAGUAUGUUCAUUUUUUUGCUUCAGGAUGACACAACUUUUUUUGUAGGGGUGUUUGUAACUGUAUGUGUAUGCUUUUAGCUAUACGGUGAAUAAGAAAGUAAUGUCAUAGUUUGAGAGAAAUGCCCAAUUGAAAGCCAAGAAACAUUUUUCUCCUCUUCCUGUACAGAUGGUGGUCUAUACUAUGUGGUUUUUGGGGCCUCAAUGAAUGUGGUAGAUAGGUUCAUUUGUAAACAAACCAGAUGAUAACAGUAAAUUACUUAUGCAGCUAUACCAGGUUCUGAUGAAUAGAAACUUUAGAACUGUUAUUUCUUAGAGAAAAUCACAUAAUUCAUUGCUGCAAAGAAUAUCAACCAAAGUAAUGCCCCUAUUUUGAUAUUUAUUUGUCAGCAUGUUAUUGAUAAAACACCUUUCAAAUUUGCAAAAUGAGAGAUAUGAUGAACUGUAGUAAAAGCCUUAUUCUUUCUCUUGCUUUGAGUUUGGAAAUAGAAGACUAUGAAUAUGUGUGCUUUUUUCAAGAUCCUGAUUUGACUGUUUGUGUAAACCUUAAUUUUUGAUGGUGAAUAUGACAGAAGGUGGAUUUACUUUAGCCUAUUGUAGUAAAGUUAUGGAGAUGCUGUAGAAAUGCACACAUAUGGCACAUUAAGACAGGAAUACAUAUUUAUAUACAUUCAAGAAUUUCAUAUUAAUGAAUCUUUUUAGUAUAACUUGCCUAACUUACUUUUGUUAUUUCUCAGGAAACAAGUUGAGAAAUACAGAAAUACAGUAAACAACAAAAUAUAUGUAAAAGAUCAUUCUAACAUAUGAAACACUUAUCUUACAAAUAUUUAAGAACUAUUGUAUUAUGCCUGGCUAUAUACUGGUAUACCAAUGUUCUUCCUAAUUAUUCUAAUGCAUUUAUCUAAUGUAUGAAGCUGGUUUUGAUAUUUAUAAAAUACCUAAUGUA
Penaeus vannamei (Pacific white shrimp) is the source of this 4644-nucleotide messenger RNA. NCBI's taxonomy places the organism in Eukaryota, Metazoa, Arthropoda, Malacostraca, Decapoda, Penaeidae. The record is from RefSeq and is a predicted model, not a curated record.